GAGUGCUAUACACUCUUCAACUCCAUACCAUUACUCUCCAAAAUUAAGGUUCAACUGUCUCCAAACAACCUUUCAUUUCCAAUGGCCAUCACUGAAACAAAGCUCAACAUCCCUAACACCAGAAAUGAGGAAGCAAAUAUUGAAGAUAUCAACUACUCCCAAAGAGCACAAUGGCUAAGAGCUGCAGUCCUGGGAGCUAAUGAUGGGCUUGUUUCCACUGCUUCUCUUAUGAUUGGUAUUGGGGCUGUAAAAGAUGAUGCCAGGGCUAUGGUCUUAUCUGGUUUUGCUGCUUUGGUGGCUGGGGCAUGCAGCAUGGCCAUUGGGGAGUUUGUGUCUGUGUACUCCCAGCUUGACAUUGAGGUGGCCCAGCUGAAGAGGGAGCAAAGAAUUAACGAAAAAGAGGGGGGUAAGGUUCUGGAUGCAACAACUCAGGAAGGAUUGCCAAACCCAGCACAAGCAGCAAUUGCAUCUGCCCUGGCAUUCUCAAUGGGAGCCGCAAUACCCCUCCUCGCAGCAGGGUUUAUAAGGGGAUAUAAGGUGAGACUUAUGGUGGUUUCCAUAGCAGCGAGCCUAGCCUUGGCAGUUUUUGGGUGGAUUGGGGCAGUGCUAGGCCGUGCACCACUAGUGAAAUCAGUGUUGAGAGUAUUAUUGGGCGGUUGGGUAGCUAUGGCAGUGACCUUUGGGAUCAUGAAACUAUUCAGGUCUAGUGGCCUUUAGGGUCCUGCCUUGGCUAAGCUUUGUAUCCGCCCCAUAACAAUUCGCAUAUACCUAUAGCCAUGCUUCCAAGAAACUGCUUUUCUAUGUAUGCCUAAGGUUUGCAAUAUUGAUACUACAGUAAGGUGGUUGAUAGUAGAGUUCUUCCUGA
This is a messenger RNA of Dendrobium catenatum, 865 nucleotides long. RefSeq names its product vacuolar iron transporter homolog 4. Gene Ontology annotation, biological process: intracellular manganese ion homeostasis. Gene Ontology annotation, cellular component: membrane. Bases 82 to 717 code for a protein of 211 amino acids. The transcript has a single exon. The record is from RefSeq and is a predicted model, not a curated record. Gene Ontology annotation, molecular function: manganese ion transmembrane transporter activity; iron ion transmembrane transporter activity. NCBI's taxonomy places the organism in Eukaryota, Viridiplantae, Streptophyta, Magnoliopsida, Asparagales, Orchidaceae.